This is a messenger RNA of Striga hermonthica, 1002 nucleotides long. NCBI's taxonomy places the organism in Eukaryota, Viridiplantae, Streptophyta, Magnoliopsida, Lamiales, Orobanchaceae. The record is from the annotation of a GenBank genome assembly.
AUGUUACAAGGGAUUGGGAUAACGGAUCCCAGGAAAUCCACUCGCUGCCUUGCAGCAUCAGAGGACUUAAUUAGGCGUCUGGAAUGCAAGUAUACCGAUUCACAAUACGAAGUUUCUUCCCUUGCCUUUCAUAAGAGAGGGAAAAUUCUUGCAUUGGCUGGUGACGAAGGAUAUAUUUCACUUUGGGCGUUGGAUCAUUUCCCCCCAAAGUUGAUGAGUGAAAUUUGUGUCGAUGAAAUCUCCAUUAAAAAAGUUGAUUUUGUCACGGGCACUGAUAAUCAACUCGUUGUCUUGUAUGAUCCAGGGAAAUUAAUGAAGUUUCAUUUCAACGAGUCUGGAGAUCCUACAAUAAUAGACUUGAACUUGGACUUCGGCGACGAAGAUGAAGACCUCGAGAUGUUCGCCCCAACACAGGAACAUUGCCUCAUUGCAUGCUCGCCGUCUUCUAUUUUCCAAGUUGAUACGAGGGACCCGCAUGUGCAAGUUAUUAAGAAAACUCAACAUUAUAUUACUGAACUUGCAGUACAUGACAACUUAGUUGCUGUUGCUACGGUAGACAGCUAUGCUCGUAUCUAUGAUACCCGAAUGACUAGAUCACCUUUCACAAAGUUGCGUCCCGAUGUCAUUGGCGAUAGCGAUACAGUUGAAACAUUGAAGUUUUCGGUCCAUGGGGAGCUCUUGGUUUCGUUUUAUCACAAGGAUAUGUAUCUUUUCUACAAGGAUGACCAUUAUUCAAGUGGACAAAUGGUAAGUUACCUCAUGCAGAGGAUGAAUCUGCAACCAAGUAGUAUAUGCUUUUAUGGACCCAAUUGUGAUUACGUCUGUCGUCUAUGGGAUUCCGGGGAAAUAAACUUCUGGAGGAAAGGAGAGAGUGAACCUAUUGCUGAAGUUGUAUCAAAGUCAGGCUUUAACUCACUUGUUUGUCAUCCAUUUCUUCCCAUGCUUGCUGGCUUUAGUGACAAGAGUACGGAGUUAAUGACUUGUGCUCCACAAUACUGGUGA